AUCUGUGGAUUUGGUGUUGCGAUGUCACAUUCCAAGAGCUGCUGAAGAAUUCCAAUACAGGAGUCACAAACUUAAAUUAAUCCAGAGGACAAAGUCUUCGAAGAGUUACCAUCAAGAGAUUUAAAAGUGAAAUAAACCAUCUAAAACUUAUGAGAAAUAUAAUAUCAGACUGAGGACUCAGUUCCUCUUAAAUACUGAAACAAACGAUCACAGCAGACAUUAACGUUUCACACUGAAUUCUGGGCAACAGGAUGCCAGCCAAGACUCCUAUCUACUUAAAGACGACCACACCAAAGCGGGGCAGGAAGCUGAGAAUACGUGACUUUCUAUCAGGUGACAUGAUAAGCCCACCGAUGGGCGACUUGCGUCACAGUGCCCACGUCGGGCCUGAAGGAGAGGGUGACAUGUUUGGUGAUGUGGGAUUUUUGCAAGGCAAGCUCGACAUGCUUCCAGCCCUCAACCAACCACCUAACUCUCAUUCCCACGGCAUGGAAAGGCGACUAGAUGAGAUCUUUGACAUGAACAGCAAAAGCCACACUUAUCAUCGGAGCCAUAAUUCCCACCACGGUUUUCUUCUAAAAAACACUAUCUCCAUGCCAGUGUUUAUUGACCCCGAGCAGCCUCCUCCUAAACCACCCCGUUUACAUUUAGAUGAGCACUCGUCUCCUGUUCAUCAGAAUCAUCAUUACAGUUCACAAGCGCAUCAGUGCAUUCAGCAGCAGCGCUCUAUGUCUGUGUGUGAGGAAGGGAUUGUGCACCGCAGGAGUGCCAGUCAUGAUCUUACUCUCUCUGCUUCAAUCCCAGUCUUUCCACACUUGGUGCCUUCCACAGGCUCAAUGUCUGAGGAAUCAUCUGAUGAUUCCAUCUCGGAAAGCUGCGGUCCACUGGACCCGAAACGAGGCUUGAGUUUGGACUCAGAUGCAGGGCUCAGUAAUGAAGACCUGCGAAGUGAAAACUGCGAGUCUCCGGCUGUAUCACCCAUCAUGUCACGAUCCGAGUCCCUAAUGGUUUUGGAUCUAGAUCUGGGACCAUCCAUUUUAGAGGACGUUCUUAAGAUCAUGGACCGGUAUAAGAGUGUGGAGGAGAGACAUGAGUUAUGAUUGGGGCGACUUGAGAUACUUGAAUAUUGGUGCCGGCCCAUGCAUGUCAUCUUAUGGCUGUCUCAGAGGACAAUGUAUGGAUUGAGAUGAUAAAACAAUGACUGCUUGUGCCACAAAAACUGCAAGGCAUAUUUAAACAUAAAUCAUUUUAACAUUGCCACUUUGGAAAUAAUUGUUACAUUUUUAACUCUAUGACUAUGAUGCUGUUCAUUUAUUUCUGUGAAGGAGACAUAGCACAACAUUGCUAUAGCAUGACAGAAACAGUUUUAAUAUGUUUUGCUACUACAAUGCAUUCUGACGUAACUGGAGAGUUUAAAUAUUCAAACACUAACAACUUUUUCAUUUUGUAUAUUACUCAUUAAGCUAUUAUAUGCAUAUUUUUCAAUGGUUUUGCACAAAGUUAAAUUAUAUACAGUACCGUGCAAAGGCCACCACCACCAGCUUUGUUGUUUUAGCAAAGUUUUAAUGUCCUUCCAUAUUUAUUUUUCACUCGGUUUAUUUCACUCUUUUUAUUUGCUAUACAACCAGAAAAUACAGGAAAUAUGUACACAAAAUUAAAAACAAAACAAUUUUCAGAACUAAAUGUCUUCUUCAGGCAUCAGUCAGUAUUUAGUGUGACCUCUCUUGUCAAGAAACACAUCUUAAGCUUUUUUGAGGAGACUGAAGUCCUGAAGUCAUUCUAUUAGAAUUUGAAAUUAGGAUUUAAUUUUAUACUGUUUUUAUACUAUAUACACAUUUCCUGUAUUUUCUGGUUGUAUUCUAAUAAAGAGACUAUAUAAUAAUUAUAUAUGAUCACUAUACAUUUGCAAAAACAGCAAAUCUAAUGGUAGCAUGGUGGUCUAAGACUUUUGCACAGUACUGUAAAUUAUAGCAAAUUUAGGAGAAUUUUAUUUACAUGACCAAUUGAUUUUAGUUUCACAUUCUUAUGAGUAAAAUGAUGAUAUUUAUAACAUAUUAAUCUUUUACCAUGAUAUUUUUUUCUCUGCCUUCACUGAGUACAAACAAAAUCUGUGUAAAAACAAAAUCUGUGCAAAGAUUUAUCUUCAUUGGGGUAUUAUAUUACACUAUAUGUGUUGUUGUAAUAAUAAUGAAAUAUGUGAAUAAAAUAUUUUAUAAAAUA
Molecule: messenger RNA, 2220 nt
Organism: Misgurnus anguillicaudatus (oriental weatherfish)
Lineage: Eukaryota; Metazoa; Chordata; Actinopteri; Cypriniformes; Cobitidae
Product: cdc42 effector protein 2
Biological process (GO): regulation of cell shape; positive regulation of pseudopodium assembly; positive regulation of actin filament polymerization
Cellular component (GO): cytoplasm; plasma membrane; cytoskeleton
Molecular function (GO): small GTPase binding
Source: RefSeq, a predicted model, not a curated record